CGAUGGAUUAUCAAAUACAAAUUAAGGAACACUUGAAAAGGCUCCAUUUGUAGUUGAAGUCUGCUGUGACUCUCUAAUCUAAAAUUCAAUGGCUGAAUUAUUUGAUUUAACAAACAUCUGAUUUUUUAGAUCUGUAUUCCUUAUUAUUAAUUUGAGGUUUGCAUAAUCUAAUUCAAUGAAAAUAAUAACGCAGUACUUAAAAGACGCCUUGAAAUCUAUCUAAUUGAAUGAAGAUUUGAUAGAUAAAAUUUUCACUUUAAUAUUGAGGAUGAAUUUAAGCGAAGAAAUACUUAGGGAAUCUGAAAUUGCUAAACCUUUAUUAAAAAUCAAAGAUAAAAAACUUUUUGAUAACAUAAGAUCUCAUAUGAUUGAACAAAUAUAAUAGUAAUGGUCUAGAUGCUAUAUUAAAUUCAAGCCAUUGCUUGAAGAAUGGAAAAGAAACAAUAAUUAGAAGGAUAAAUAAGAAGAUCGUAAAAAGAAAGGAAAAAGAAAUUAAUCAUCAAGUUCAAGCGAAUCAUCUAAUAAAAAAAAGAAGAGCAAGAAGAAGUUUGUUAGGUAAUAUUAUUGAGUGCAUAAUUGAAUAGAUUUCAAAGAGACGAACUUCUACUUAAUUUUAAAUAUUUUAAGCGAGAUGACGAACCUAAUCAAAGAGGAAUGACCAUGGAAGAAGUUGCAUAAUUUCAGAAACAAUAUGCUGGUGAAUUAAGGAGAUUUAAUUAAAUAAAUGGAGCAUAUAAUAUCAAGCAUCGAGAAUCAUUAAUGGAAGGAUAAGAACAUAAAUUACAACAAGAUAACAUUCAAUAGAUGUUAGAAUAAAUACCAUUUAUCAAACCUGCAAGUUAUAUAUACCUCCUAAUCUUUAGAAUUGUUUUUAUAAUAAUAAAUAAACUAUGACACCAACUACAUUGAGACGGCAAUCUAAUAGAAAAGAACAGAAUCUAAAAUGUCUGCAUUCUACAAUAGAGAUGUAUAUAGAUAUUAAUUACCUUUAGAGUAUUCCAGAUCAACCAGGAUAUAACGAGAUUUCUAAUACUCAAUCGGGCGUGCAACCAAAAACAAUCCAUUUAGAUCCACCGAAAAGAGAGGAUCUCAUAUAUAUGGUCUCGGUUAUUUGUAACAGAGGGCUUAAAGAAAUAGAAGAAAAGAACAAAAAUGCCAAUAAGAAACAAGUUAAAGGAAUUCUUAAAAAGCCUCCUGAUGAAUAAAUGAAACAAAAGGAUGUACUCAAUCAAGCUAAGCAAGAUUUACAACCCAAAAUGCAAUAAUUGGUUUAAAUGGUUGAGUAGAAACAUUAACAUAGCCAAGAAAGCAUUCGUAUUUAUAUUUCAUUAUUUAAGUAACUUUAUUACAUGAUAUUAUAUAAAAAUUAAAGGAUAUUGGUGAGGAAAAAUAUAUUAAAAAUUUUAAAUCUAUCCUUGAAGUGAAAUUGAAUGACAAAUAAACAAUAAUGAGUGAAGUUGACCGUGUAAAAGCUUAGCAAGAUUAACAGAGACUUAGACUUGAGUAGCUAUAGACUAUCAAUCCUGUUUAAGCUCUUCGAUUAAGAGCUUACAAAACCAAGCAUUGUCACAAUUUUCAUUCUUCCUUAGGUUGUACAAGAGGAGAUAAUUGCAACUUCAUUCAUGACUCUCGUUAUCCUGGGAGAACAGCCCCAACUCUUUAAUAUCCAAAUUUUCUAAAUAAAACUUUAUAUCCUUAAUCCAAUAUGGCUAUAAUAGUUCCGCCUUUGCUUCAAUAACUUAAUCCUGAAAUUCUGCUUGGUCGACAGAAAAAAUAUGAAAGUCUAUGA
Paramecium octaurelia is the source of this 1789-nucleotide messenger RNA. The record is from the annotation of a GenBank genome assembly. Lineage: Eukaryota; Ciliophora; Oligohymenophorea; Peniculida; Parameciidae.